AUGAAGUAUAGGAGAAGGAUAAAGUUCAUCUUCAAACUACGAGUAAGUUCCACAUUGCGUUUCGUAGUAAAGCCUCAUAGAUGGAAAUGUAGAGGAAGACCGAAGAAAAUAUGGAUAUAUUGUGUGAGACAGGACAUGAAAGAGAAAGGGAAAGAGAAAGGGGUGAAUAAUGAGAUGACGGAUGUAAUAGGGGAGAAUGGAAGAGGAAGACUUACUGCGACGACCCCAAGUGACUUAGGAAAUGGACAGGAAGAAGAAGAUAUUGAUUUAAAUAAGAAUCAA
This is a messenger RNA of Brenthis ino (lesser marbled fritillary), 282 nucleotides long. NCBI's taxonomy places the organism in Eukaryota, Metazoa, Arthropoda, Insecta, Lepidoptera, Nymphalidae. The record is from the annotation of a GenBank genome assembly.